GGGAAAAAAUGGCGCUGAGCAUGUCGGCUGUGUUAAAAGGGUUCUUUUCAAAUAAGCAUAUUAUCGGACGUAGCAUAGGGGCGACCAGCUGCUGCGCUCGCCUAACCCAAAAUUCUGCUCGGGGAUUUGCGACACAAAAGCACAGCAGUACUGGCACCGUACCGCCAGUGCCGAAGCGGCCUCCUUCUGGCUUCAUUCUCUUCGCGGCCGACGCCAGAAAGAUCGUACUCAAGGAAAACCCAGCCCUCACAGCUACUGAAGUUAUUAAGGCAGUUGCAGGAAAAUGGAAAACUGCUGACGAUAAUACAAGAAAUAAAUAUGCUGCUUUAGCUCGUGAACGCUUUGAGCAGUAUCAGAAAGAAAAGGCUGCCUACGAUUCUCAAUUGACUGAGCAGCAGAAGGAAGCCCUUGAAGACGUCAGGCUGGACAAGAAAUUGAAGCUCACUAAAAGGAAGUUGAAUGAUAAACUCAAAGAACUGGACAAACCUAAAGGAGCUCGGUCAGCUUAUGUGCUGUUUUCUACAGAAAUGCGGAAGAAGCUACAGGAGAAACCUCCAAAGAGUACAGUUGGCAGAAGUAUUUCUUCGUGGUUUCUAGGGAAGCUGCCUAGUAAAAGUGAGGUUCCAUCCCCACAGCUGCCAUUCCCUGUGAUGGAACCUGUGUCAUGGAGCACUGUAGUUACAGGGCCUUAUCUGCUAGGCUACCAUGGAGAUGAUGACUCAACUUGGUGCCAUGUGGAAGCAGCUGCCCGAAGAAAAGAAACAGGCAUAUGUACACAAAGCUGAUGAGGACAGGAUCCGAUAUGAACAAGAGAUGAAGAUCUGGUCAAAUAGGUUGGAGAAGGAAGGCCAAAGUGACGUGCUGAAUGACCUAAGAGAAGACCUUCGUGAAAUUCGAAGGAGCAAGCAUGGCUCUGCUCGCAAGACUGUCGCAUAGAAAUGCAGGGAAAAAAAACAGGGCAAAAUAUUUUUUUCCUCAUUUUCUUCCUCUGCCUGUGUUUACCAAUACACAUUCAUUCUUCAGGGACUGUUGCAUAUUUUAGCACGCUGUUCCAUCUUUGCUGCCUUCAUUACCAUUACCCUGCAUUAACUUGUUUGCAUUAUUGCUGCUUGCCUAGUAUACUCUUGACAUUUUUGAUGCCUACAGUUAAAUUUCAGCAGUGUAUUGAAUAUUUAAUUGCGAAUUUUUUCGCUUAGCCAUUUUAUGGUGACUGCUCAGCUUGCAUAGAUACACCAGAGAUUUAAUUUUUUUAUUCAAACUUUUUGAACUAGUGCCGUUAGAGAGCCUUUUUUUUUUUUUUUUGGCACCACACAUUUCAGCACAUUAUAUAUGUGAGGAGGGUGCUUUGUACAUAUACUUUUGUUUUGCAAAGCGAUGUAGGGGCUUAUUGCUGUCAAAAAAAAGAGAGAGAGAGAGAGAAAAACUCCAAGGGUUUGUAUCUGAAAGCGGGAUGUUUCAUGGUGGCAGUCACAAUAUUGUGGAGCUCAUCCUAAUACCAUGUUUAAACACUAGGGAUGAAAAUACUAAGUUCCUAUGGAACUAGUGGUACUGCUCAUAUGAUUCACUUUAGUCAUAUGCUAUAGUUCUUAUUGUUAGGUGGUCAUAUUGUCCUGAUGUAGUUGAAGGUUUAUUCUUGUGCAUAUCUCCUGUACUGCACUGGAAGUACACAGUGUAUGUUAAAUUUUUCGAUUGCUGUUUUUGACAGUGAAUUUUGUGUAUGUUACCAUAUCCAAAUCACUGAAAAAAUUUGAUGAUUCCAAUCGAAAGUAUAAAAAAAAGUAAAAGACUAGUUAAAUAAGUUAAAUAAACAGUACCUGCCUAUGUUCUU
Messenger RNA from Rhipicephalus microplus (southern cattle tick), 1828 nucleotides. Its product is annotated as transcription factor A, mitochondrial. NCBI's taxonomy places the organism in Eukaryota, Metazoa, Arthropoda, Arachnida, Ixodida, Ixodidae. Gene Ontology annotation, biological process: regulation of transcription by RNA polymerase II. The record is from RefSeq and is a predicted model, not a curated record.